UCUACUUACCUUAUGUUGUAUUACCAGCCAUUACCGAAACGGUGGAUAUCCACGUUAGCAUUGUACUGGUCUAUCCGUUAGUGAAAUCGCAGGUAUCAAUCGAAACUUGAAUAAUUUUUAUGACAGAUACCACGUCAGAUUAGCGCCAAAUCAGAUCGGUGAAAUAUGGACGUUGCGGACGGAAUAACUGGAUUUGGCUUAAAGUGCUGUUUGUCGUAUGGAGCAUCUGAUUGUAUUGGCAAUUCGAAGAGCGUUUACAAAGCUACAGUACUGGAAUGCGAAAGUCCAUCCGACGUCCGUUUCUUAGCUGUUAAGCUGAUAAGUAUGACGCCGGAAUCAGCUGCGGAAGAAGAGCUAAUGGAGCAAUGUAAACGCCUCAUUGCAUUAAACGAUGAAAAUGUGGUAGUUUAUCGGAAUGUGACGAUCAGAGUAACCAAAAUGAAGGGGUAUGCGGCGUUCGGCAUGGAUUAUCAUCUAGGUGGCAGCCUGAGAGAUACCAUGGUGCGCUACGAAAGGGAACGAAGGAAACUGGCAGUAGCAAAAUUAUACAACUGGUCCGAGCAAAUGGCUAGCGGGUUGAAGUAUCUGCACGGGCCCCAACAAAAUAUAAUUCACGGUCACCUGAAGCCGAGCUGCAUCCUUAUGGAGCUUUUACCAAACAAGCAGAUGCGGCUGCGCAUUGGUGGUUUGAAUCGUUGCAUUGCACUACCUAUCCCCCAAAAAACGUUACCUGAUUUACCACGCAUUCGCGACAACAUGCGCAUGCAGAUCGGGAAAUCCACCAGUUUGUACCGGUCUCCGGAGAUGGCCCACAACGUGAACCCCGACACCGAAGUGACAUUUGGGCCAGAAACGGAUAUCUGGAGUCUGGGGCACAUCAUUUUGGAACUGGCUGAAUGCUGCUAUGGCGAGAAAAAUCCUCAGAGCAGCCGCGAUGCUGGAGACCGUGUGGAUGCUGCUGACCAGGAUCUUUCAUGGAUGUGGAGACUGGUGCGCACAGCCGAAGGGUACAUCCCAACACCGUCGAAAAGUGUCCCUAAUGAGUUCAGAAAAGAAAUCAUUGAGGUAUGCUUGCAAAGCGAUUGCAGAAGUAGACAUUCGGCCGCGAUGCUGCACAAAACACUGAUGGGUGCAAGCACAGUCGCUCAAAACAGGCAGUUAAACGGAACCACGUGGCUGGCUAAUUUAGAGGAAAAUGUUGUUGCAAGCGAAGACGGUCAGAUGGACGGGGCGGAGAAUGCACGCGAGAUGACUGCACACGAAACAAUGCAUCCCAUAGUGGAAGAAGUUGGUGGUCCCUGUGAGUUCAAGGCCGCAUUUCCGGAGUGCUUUAUUGGUCAGGGAGCUUUUGGCAGUGUGUUCAAGGCCACCGUCACUAGAUUCAGUUACCAGGUAAACGGCAGCCAUGUUAACUAUCUUGGCCCAUCUACGGUUGCCGUUAAAUCGCUGCGGGUGGAUAGUGAAAAAAGAAGACAGCUAAGCGAACCAGCAGCCUUGUGUAAAGAAAAGGAGCGCUGGGAAGCUCUGAUUAAACUCCGACAUUCAUAUUUGGUAUCUUAUCACAAAUUUAUUCUUACAUUGUGGAAGGAUAACGCAAGAACAGACAUCCUGAUGAACUGUUGUUCAGCUGGUGACCUUGGAGAUCUGAUUCAGAAAUAUCAUAAACACAAAAAUGUGUUAAAUAUACCAAGUAUGAUCACCAUGGCGUCGCACUUAGCCAGUGGUCUCGAUUUUCUCAAUGAGAAUAACUUCAUCCAUGGAGAUUUGAAACCGGGCAAUAUUUUUAUUAACGGAAGAACUGGCCCGAAAGGUUGCUGUAUGCUGGUCAUCGGUGACUUGGAUAAUGCGGCGCGCAUCCACAACGGCAGAAUAGACAAGACAGCACUUCGGGGCUUUCAGUACACUACCGCUUACGCGUCCCCGGAACUACUGAAAGCAGUAGCCCUGCAGGCAUGUGAGCAGAGUCUCCAGCGCAGCGAUGUCUGGAGUCUUGGGUGUGUUCUGUUGGAUUUGGCUAACUGCUGUUACUUAAUUCAAGAUAAGAUGUACUACAAAGCGGCAGAUCCAUGCGAUAAAAUACCGGAUAAUGCACAUGACCUAAUGCUCAAAAUCAUAGAAGGCUACACUCCAUAUAUUUCGGAACAAAUUGCGGAAAUUCAGGCCGGUCUUAUCCGUUCCUGUCUGACUGUGAAGUGCGACCAACGAAUCACGGCUGGCCAGUUAUGGAAAAAAUUAAGAACAAUAAUUAACAAGUAUAGUGAAGACGUGCGUGAGAAAACAUUCGGUCGUAAUCGGGUCAUCGUAAAUUCCGUAGAGGAUGGCCUGUCUGAUCCUUUUUCAGCUGAGCAGCAACCUUGGUUUUAUUGGUUGGGCAAGUAA
This is a messenger RNA of Paramacrobiotus metropolitanus, 2379 nucleotides long. RefSeq lists its product as uncharacterized. The coding region runs from base 166 to 2379 and encodes 737 amino acids. Gene Ontology annotation, molecular function: ATP binding; protein serine/threonine kinase activity. NCBI's taxonomy places the organism in Eukaryota, Metazoa, Tardigrada, Eutardigrada, Parachela, Macrobiotidae. Gene Ontology annotation, biological process: protein phosphorylation. Gene Ontology annotation, cellular component: cytoplasm. The record is from RefSeq and is a predicted model, not a curated record. The transcript is spliced from 4 exons.